Clupea harengus (Atlantic herring) is the source of this 2724-nucleotide messenger RNA. RefSeq names its product solute carrier family 13 member 2 (gene slc13a2). Gene Ontology annotation, cellular component: plasma membrane. The record is from RefSeq and is a predicted model, not a curated record. Bases 120 to 1961 code for a protein of 613 amino acids. Gene Ontology annotation, biological process: fumarate transport; succinate transmembrane transport; cellular response to lithium ion. The transcript has 13 exons. Lineage: Eukaryota; Metazoa; Chordata; Actinopteri; Clupeiformes; Clupeidae. Gene Ontology annotation, molecular function: alpha-ketoglutarate transmembrane transporter activity; sodium:dicarboxylate symporter activity; succinate transmembrane transporter activity.
AGUACACCUGUUGGUUAGUGGGGAGUCAUCACAGCUGUCCAUCAAGAACCAGACCACAGACUCCAACAGACUCUACUCAAGAUUUUUUCUUCACAUUACGUGCACUGAAGACAGGAACUAUGGCUGGAUUUUGGAGAUGGUUGUGGUGUCAUAGGAACUAUGUGAUCAUCUAUCUUACCCCACUUAUUUUCCUUCCCCUGCCAAUCGCACUUCCAUAUCCGGAGGUCAAAUGUGGCUACGCUAUCAUCCUGAUGGCUUUGUACUGGUGCACAGAGUGCAUCCCGCUGGCUGUCACGGCUCUGAUGCCAGUGGUUCUCUUCCCCCUGAUGGGCAUCAUGGAGGCCGGACAGGUCAGUAUUCAGUACCUGAAAGAUACCAACAUGCUGUUCAUUGGUGGGCUACUGGUUGCCAUAGCAGUGGAGAACUGGAAUCUGCACAAGCGCAUUGCUCUCGGGGUCCUUAUGCUGGUGGGAGUGCGCCCUGCUUUGUUGAUGAUGGGCUUUAUGGGUGUGACGGCCUUCCUCUCCAUGUGGAUCAGUAACACGGCCACUACUGCCAUGAUGCUGCCCAUCGCCCAGGCCGUGUUGGCCCAGCUGGCAGCCACCGAGGCUGAGUCCGAUGAGAGGGAGCUGCGUGGCGGCACCAGCAACCAGGCUUUUGAGCUGGACGAGGUCACAGACAACAAGCAAUCUGUGGAGGACCUUAACCAAUCCAAAAGGGAUGAGGAGAUUGGUAUCGAGUCGGCUCUGGAGAGCAGGAGGAAGGCGCGGGAGCAGAAGUACCUGGAGCUGUCCAAAGGGAUGAGCCUGAGUGUUUGUUACUCUGCCAGCAUCGGGGGCACCGCGACCCUCACAGGCACCACCCCCAACCUCAUCUUGAAAGGCCAGCUGGAUGACAUCUAUCCUGAUAACAACGACAUCAUCAACUUUGCGAGCUGGUUUGGCUUUGCCUUCCCCAACAUGCUGGUGAUGCUUGUCCUCUCAUGGCUGUGGCUGCAGUUCAUGUAUCUGGGCUUUAACAUGAAGAAGUCCUUUGGCUGUGGCUCCAAGAAUGAGGGAGACAAGGAGGCCUACAAGGUGAUGCAGAACGAGUACAAGAAGCUGGGGCGCAUGAAGUUUGCUGAGGGGGCUGUGCUCACCAUCUUUGUGCUCCUGGUGGUGCUGUGGUUUACCAGGGAGCCAGGGUUCAUGCCUGGAUGGGCCAGCGCGGUCUUCAAGGGCGGAGAUUUUGUCACAGAUGGAACCGUGGCCAUCUUCAUGUCAUCCCUGUUCUUCAUCAUCCCCUCUAAAUUGCCAAGGUUUUCAUGUUCAGGAAGCAACAAGAAUGACAAUAGUGGCAACAGUGAUAGGGACAGUGAUAGUGAUAGUGAAGGUGACAGUAAUGAAGAGGACAAAAAGACAAAAAAAGCAGGAAAAAAGCUGAAGGCUCCAGCGGCUUUGCUGACGUGGGAUGUGGUACACGAGCGCAUGCCCUGGAACAUCGUCCUGCUGCUGGGUGGAGGCUUCGCACUGGCCAGCGGGAGUGAGGCCUCUGGACUGUCCAAAUGGCUGGGGGAGAGCCUGGCGCCACUGCAGCAGAUCCCACCGUUCGCCAUCUCCCUGCUGCUGUGCCUGCUGGUGGGGACUUUCACCGAGUGCUCCAGCAACACAGCCACCACCACCCUCUUCCUGCCCAUCCUCGCCUCCAUGGCCACUACCAUUAAACUCCACCCACUUUACGUCAUGCUGCCCUGCACCGUUGCCGCUUCAUUGGCCUUCAUGCUGCCAGUGGCCACGCCCCCGAACGCCAUCGCCUUCUCCUAUGGCAACCUCAAAGUCGUUGACAUGGCAAAGGCAGGCUGCAUUCUGAAUGUGAUUGGAAUCCUCUCCAUCAACUUGGGUAUAAACACUUGGGGCAAAGCCAUGUUCCAGCUGGACACCUUUCCUGUGUGGGCCUACAACACAUCCAAGCCUGGUAUAUGAACCAAGAAGAUGAUUACUGCUACACUGCCAAAAUGGAAACGGAGAGAGAGAGAGAGAGAGAGAGAGAGAGAGAGAGUAAGUAAGUAUGGAUGAAAGAAAGAAAGAAAGAAAGAGAGAGAGAAAGAAAGAAAGAAAGUGUUAGAUGUAUAAAAGACAAAGCGCAGAGAAAAAAAUCACUUUGUAUUUAUUAACUUUUUCCAUUCUUGUGUGUUUCAUCCUUGAUGAUAAAACCUGAUAUAAUGGCAUAAAAAAAUGAUCAAGGAUGACGAACAUGAGGUUCAAAGGUUAACAUGGUGUUUAUUGCUACAGGAUUAGUGGCUUGUAAGCCUGUGUAUCUAACCGAGUCAAAUCUAAGGAUUACGUAGCUGCUAAAACGCAGCAGUGAGAUCCGCUGAGUGGUUUAAUAUAAAUCACAUGUAUUGAUAAAAGAUUCGUUUUACAGUUAGCUUUGGUCCUUUUGGGAACUAAUAAAUCACCAGUGAUGUUAAAUUAUGAACCAGGGACAAAGUGCUGACACUAUAAAGAUACCACCAUUUUAAUAUCUUAAUAGAUAAACUAUUAUGAGCAUCUGACUUUUUAUGAUUGCUUAAAAAGAACAACAGUGUCAGCGAAAACAAAACGCUCAAGCUGGUUCCCUUAAGGUACAAUGUUUCCUUGAGGAAACUAAAUGAAAUGUUGUAUGUAGUUUUAUAAUAUGUGGCCAUCUUAUUUAAUGUCAAUGUCAAUAAACUCUUGUAAAUAAACAACAGUUGUAAAAGUUCCA